Lodderomyces pseudojiufengensis is the source of this 288-nucleotide messenger RNA. RefSeq lists its product as uncharacterized. NCBI's taxonomy places the organism in Eukaryota, Fungi, Ascomycota, Pichiomycetes, Serinales, Debaryomycetaceae. The transcript has a single exon. The coding region runs from base 1 to 288 and encodes 95 amino acids. The record is from RefSeq and is a predicted model, not a curated record.
AUGAAAUCAGUUGGAGCUCCUGUUAAUACAAGUCUGAACAUGGAAUCCGGUGAACAAUUGAAAAUAUUAGAACCUAAGGAAGUUAUGAAAUUUAGAAGUCUUGUGGUAAAAUUGUUAUUUUUAACUAAUACAGUUAGGCUUGAUUUAGCAUAUGCUGUGAAUCAAGUAUCACGUGAUUUAAGUCAACCUAAGCAAGAUGAAGCUGCUGCCAAACAUGUUAUUAGUACAUUAUUGGAAUUAAAUAUUCACCUUCCAGGUUUAAUUUAUUGGUUAGUUUUUGUGAUCUAA